Cricetulus griseus (Chinese hamster) is the source of this 1376-nucleotide messenger RNA. The record is from RefSeq and is a predicted model, not a curated record. NCBI's taxonomy places the organism in Eukaryota, Metazoa, Chordata, Mammalia, Rodentia, Cricetidae.
AAAUGCGAGAUAAAAUGAGAAAAUGGAGAGAAGAAAAUUCAAGAAAUAGUGAACAAAUCAUGGAGGUCGGAGAAGAAUUAAUUAAUGAUUAUGCUUCUAAGCUUGGAGACGACAUUUGGAUCAUAUAUGAACAAGUGAUGAUUGCAGCCCUAGACUAUGGUCGCGAUGAUUUGGCAUUGUUUUGUCUUCAGGAGUUAAGAAGACAGUUCCCUGGUAGUCACGGAGUUAAGCGGCUAACGGGCAUGCGCUUUGAAGCUAUGGAAAGAUAUGAUGAUGCUAUACAACUGUAUGACCGAAUUUUGCAAGAAGAUCCAACAAACACCGCUGCAAGAAAGCGUAAGAUUGCCAUUCGAAAAGCCCAGGGGAAAAAUGUGGAGGCCAUUCGAGAGCUGAAUGAGUAUCUGGAACAAUUUGUUGGAGACCAAGAAGCCUGGCAUGAGCUUGCAGAACUUUAUAUCAAUGAACAUGACUAUGCCAAGGCAGCCUUUUGCUUGGAGGAGCUAAUGAUGACUAACCCUCACAACCAUUUAUACUGCCAGCAGUACGCUGAAGUCAAAUACACCCAAGGUGGACUUGAAAACCUCGAGCUUUCAAGAAAGUAUUUUGCACAGGCACUGAAACUCAACAACCGAAACAUGAGAGCUCUGUUUGGGCUUUACAUGUCUGCAAGUCAUAUUGCUUCUAAUCCAAAAGCAAGUGCAAAAAUGAAAAAGGACAACAUCAAAUAUGCUAGUUGGGCUGCUAAUCAAAUAAACAGGGCUUAUCAGUUUGCAGGUCGAAGUAAGAAGGAAAGCAAAUACUCUCUUAAGGCAGUUGAAGACAUGUUGGAAACAUUGCAGAUCACACAGUCUUAAGGUUUCAGAACUCUUUGACAUUAGCUUUCCAAACAGUACAGUUGAACUUCUCUCGGCCUGUGACUUGUUUACGAAAUGCCUAGUGCUAUUCGAAUUCUAGCUUUCUCUCAAGUUGUCAGUUAUCAAGAAUGUGUUCAAAUAAACCUCAACUUGCCUUGUACUGCUAAGCUGAGAGAUGGAGGGAGUCCAUGAAGAGAGAUUGAAGACCCAUUGAUUGUAUGUCAGUCUUAUCACCUCCUUACACCUUUUUAAAUUAACCAUGAUUUAUUAAACUAGUGCAUGAAAAUUGAGGCUUCUUUUGUUGUGUUGUAAUUAGUAUGUUGUUAUAGAGCGUAUUUUUCAGCUAAGUUCUCAUUGGUGAUGAGAAAUUUACAAAAUUUAUAGCGUAGAGAACAAAUUAUUUGAGUGUUUUAUAGUGGCAGGUGGGAUUUUGUUCUACAUUUCAGAGGGAUGUUUGGGUUUUUAUUCUUUUAACUUGUUCUGAUAAUGAGUCUUCAUUAAAUUAUGUCAUUCUCUACAGUU